Messenger RNA from Sphaeroforma arctica JP610, 398 nucleotides. RefSeq lists its product as hypothetical. Gene Ontology annotation, molecular function: DNA-binding transcription factor activity, RNA polymerase II-specific; RNA polymerase II cis-regulatory region sequence-specific DNA binding. NCBI's taxonomy places the organism in Eukaryota, Ichthyosporea, Ichthyophonida. The annotation marks the transcript as partial. Gene Ontology annotation, biological process: regulation of transcription by RNA polymerase II. Gene Ontology annotation, cellular component: PcG protein complex; transcription regulator complex. The record is from RefSeq and is a predicted model, not a curated record. The transcript has a single exon.
UGAGUGACCCAGCUGUGGUCAGACAUGUGCCAGUCUCGCUAAUCUUAAGGUGCAUAUGCGCAUGCACACCGGCGAACGUCCCUAUGCGUGUGACUAUCCUGGGUGUGGCAUGGAGUUCACUCAAAGUAGCCAUUUGAAUGCACACAAAUGGGUGCACUCGGACGAACGUCCCUAUGCGUGUGACUAUCCUGGGUGUGGCAAAGACUUUACUCAGAGCAAUAGUUUGAAAAGUCACAAGCGCGUGCACACGGGCGAACGUCCCUACGCGUAUGAUUAUCCUGGGUGCGGCAUGACGUUCACUAGUAGUGGUAAUUUGAAUACACACAAACGCGUGCACACGGGCGAACAUCCCUACGCGUGUGAUUAUCCUGGGUGUGGGAAGAAGUUUACUGAAAGAG